This is a messenger RNA of Penicillium canariense, 2442 nucleotides long. RefSeq names its product RNA-dependent ATPase HCA4 (gene dbp4). The coding region runs from base 1 to 2442 and encodes 813 amino acids. Gene Ontology annotation, cellular component: nucleus. The transcript has a single exon. Gene Ontology annotation, biological process: rRNA processing. Lineage: Eukaryota; Fungi; Ascomycota; Eurotiomycetes; Eurotiales; Aspergillaceae. Gene Ontology annotation, molecular function: RNA helicase activity; ATP binding; nucleic acid binding. The record is from RefSeq and is a predicted model, not a curated record.
AUGGCUCCGCCGCGAGUGUCUCGUGGGAAAGGCCCCAAGUCAAAGCAUGACUCUGACAGGACCUUGAAACGCAAGCGCGGUGAGGACGAGCUGUCCUCACUCGCCCAAAAAGUCGAAGACCUCGACCUCAAGGCUACCCCCAAAUCCUUCUCCGACUUGCCUCUCUCCGAUCCCACCGCACGGGGCCUAGCUGCCUCACACUUCAAGACCCUGACCGACAUUCAGUCCCGCGCGAUCAACCAUGCCCUCAAGGGACGCGAUAUCCUCGGCGCUGCCAAAACCGGGAGCGGCAAAACGCUGGCUUUCUUGGUCCCUGUGCUUGAGAAUCUCUACCGCAAGCAAUGGACCGAGUAUGAUGGCCUUGGUGCGCUCAUCCUCGCACCGACCCGCGAGCUUGCCAUUCAGAUCUUCGAGGUCCUACGCAAGGUGGGUCGAUACCAUGCCUUCUCUGCCGGACUGGUCAUAGGCGGCAAGAGUUUGCGCGAGGAACAAGAACGAUUGGGGCGGAUGAACAUUCUGGUUUGCACUCCGGGACGCAUGCUCCAGCAUCUGGACCAGACAGCCAUGCUCGAGACCAACAACAUGCAGCUUUUGGUGAUGGAUGAGGCAGAUCGAAUCUUGGAUAUGGGUUUCCAGAAGACAGUGGACGCUAUCGUUGACCACCUUCCCAAGAAACGCCAAACGAUGCUUUUCAGUGCCACCCAAACGAAGAAGGUGGGAGAUUUGGCUCGCCUGAGUCUACAGGACCCCGAGUACGUCGCUGUCCACGAGGCUGCCGCCUCAGCAACACCGUCAACCCUUCAGCAACACUACACAAUCACUCCGCUGGAAUCGAAGCUCGAUGUCCUAUGGAGUUUCAUUCGCAGUAACCUCAAGUCCAAGACCGUGGUUUUCUUGUCCUCUGGCAAGCAGGUUCGGUUCGUGUAUGAGUCGUUCCGACACCUCCAGCCUGGUAUUCCGUUGAUGCACUUGCACGGCAAACAAAAGCAAGGUGGCCGGCUUGACAUUACCACCAAAUUUUCCCAGUCCCAGCAUGCAGUUCUGUUCGCGACGGAUGUUGCUGCCCGGGGACUUGACUUCCCUGCAGUUGACUGGGUCAUCCAGGUGGACUGCCCGGAAGAUAGCGAUACCUAUAUUCACCGGGUCGGGAGAACGGCGCGGUACGAGCGAGUAGGUCGCGCCGUGCUCUUCUUGGACCCCAGUGAGGAGAAGGGUAUGCUCAAGCGACUAGAGCAAAAGAAAGUGCCGAUCGAGAGGAUUAAUAUCAAAGCGAACAAGCAGCAGAGCAUCAAGAAUCAACUGCAAAAUAUGUGCUUCAAGGACCCCGAGCUGAAGUAUCUUGGUCAGAAAGCCUUUAUCUCUUACGUCAAGUCUAUCUAUGUGCAAAAGGAUAAGGAAGUUUUCAUCCUGAAGGAGCUGAAGCUGGAGGAGUUUGCGGGCAGUCUGGGUCUCCCUGGUGCCCCGCGCAUCAAGUUUAUCAAGGGAGACGAUACCAAAGAGCGCAAGAACUCCUCCUGGAAGAUGGCUCACCUGUCUGGCUCCGAAGAUUCGGACGGGGAGGGCGGGGCCAAGACGGCUAAGAAGGACGAGAACCAGGUCCGGACGCGCUACGACCGCAUGUUUGAGCGACGAAACCAGGAUGUCCUGGCUGAGCACUACUCCAAACUUAUCAAUGACGAUGGCACGUUGGUUGCCAUCGGUGCCGGAAAUGACGCUGGUGAGGAUGCAGACGAGGAUGCCGAUUUCCUGUCCAUCAAGCGUCGCUUUGCUGCUGGUGACGACAACCUCGGCCAUGUCGACUCGGACUCGGACUCGGACUCGGCAGAGUCUGGCUUCGAGAAGAAGGAAACCAAGGUCGUCCACCUGGAUGGCCAGGACCCGCUGGUCAUCGACUCCAAGCGCCGCGAGAAGCUCCUCAAAUCGAAGAAGAAGCUGCUCAAGUUCAAGGGCAAGGGCACCAAACUUGUUUUCGACGACGAGGGCAAUGCCCACGAGCUGUACGAGAUGGAGGACGAGGAGCAGUUCAAGGCUCGCGGCGACGCCGAUACCCAGCGCGAGCGUUUCCUGGCCGAGGAGACCGAGCGCACGCGUCACGCCGAUCUCCAGGACAAGGAGGUCGCCCGCGACAAGCGUCGCGAGAAGAAGGAGAAGCGGAAGGCCCGCGAGCGUGCCCUUGCCGAGGAGGAAGCAGGAGAGGAGGAUGGCACUGGUCAUGGGCUGCCCUUUGUGCCUUUCGAGAUCCCCGGCUCGGACUCCGCGUCCGAAGGCGAAACGGAGGCACCGAGGCCCAGCAAGAAGCAGCGCGUCUCCUUUGCAGAGCCCCACUCCGACAGCGAGGAAGGUUCCCGCAAGAAGAGCAACAAGGGCAAGCAGGUUGCUGCCCAGCCCCAGAUCGAAACUUUGGCAGAUCUCGAGGCGCUGGCCAGUGGCUUGUUGGAUUAA